AUGAUUAAUUACAUUAUAAAACGCAAAGAAAAGAAAGAACAAGAGAAAACAACAACAAUAUUUAAAAUUUCACAAUCAAAUAUCAAAUUUAUAUCACUUGGAGAUGGAAUAAUAACAAAUAAAAAAGAAAUAGAAAUAGGAGAAGGAGAAGAAAUUGAAGUAAAUAAAGAAAUCAGAGAAUUAAUAUGUAUUGGAAAUGAGAAGAAAGAAAAAAAGAAAAUACAAAUAAGUAGUAAAGAAGAAAAUGAAAAAUAUUCAAUUAGAACAAACCCAAAUAUCAUUACAAUUGAAGGAGGAUAUGCAUGUGAAUUUGAAAUAUUCAUUACAAUCAAAUGUACUACUAAAAUUAAAGAACAAAUGAUGAUAAUAAGUAAAACACUUAAUAAAACACAAGAAGAAAUAAUUAAAAGUAUUUCAAUUAAAGGAGAAACACAAAUAUCAACACGACUUGAUCCAGAUGAAAUAAAAGAAGAACAUAAAAUAGGAGAAGGAACAUUUGGAAUUGUAUAUAUAGGAGAAUUUAGAGGGAAUCAAGUAGCAAUUAAGAAAAUGAAACAAAUUGAUAAAGAUGAAGAUAAAAUGAAAGAAUUUGAGAAAGAAGUAAUGAUGUUAGAUAAAUUUUGA
Entamoeba dispar SAW760 is the source of this 624-nucleotide messenger RNA. Its product is annotated as protein serine/threonine kinase, putative. Lineage: Eukaryota; Evosea; Mastigamoebida; Endamoebidae. Gene Ontology annotation, biological process: protein phosphorylation. Bases 1 to 624 code for a protein of 207 amino acids. The record is from RefSeq and is a predicted model, not a curated record. The transcript has a single exon. Gene Ontology annotation, molecular function: protein kinase activity; ATP binding.